This is a messenger RNA of Musa acuminata subsp. malaccensis (wild Malaysian banana), 574 nucleotides long. RefSeq names its product large ribosomal subunit protein uL14x/uL14z/uL14y. Lineage: Eukaryota; Viridiplantae; Streptophyta; Magnoliopsida; Zingiberales; Musaceae. Gene Ontology annotation, biological process: translation. The record is from RefSeq and is a predicted model, not a curated record. Gene Ontology annotation, cellular component: ribosome; cytosolic large ribosomal subunit. Gene Ontology annotation, molecular function: large ribosomal subunit rRNA binding; structural constituent of ribosome.
UCUUAAAACCCUAGGUUCCCACCACGCUGCGCGCUAUAAAUAAGACCGACGCGUUAACCCCUUCCGCUGUCGCCGACUCCUUCGGAGAUGUCGAAACGAGGACGAGGAGGCACCGCUGGAAACAAGUUCCGCAUGUCGCUGGGUCUUCCAGUGGCGGCGACGGUCAACUGUGCCGACAACACAGGGGCCAAGAACCUCUAUAUUAUAUCCGUCAAGGGGAUAAAGGGCCGGCUAAACCGGCUUCCGUCUGCUUGUGUCGGGGAUAUGGUGAUGGCUACCGUCAAGAAGGGUAAGCCGGACUUGAGGAAGAAGGUUAUGCCUGCUGUCAUUGUCAGGCAGCGGAAGCCGUGGCGCAGAAAGGAUGGUGUCUACAUGUACUUUGAAGAUAAUGCUGGAGUUAUUGUGAAUCCAAAAGGAGAAAUGAAAGGUUCUGCUAUCACAGGACCCAUAGGGAAGGAAUGUGCUGAUCUGUGGCCUAGAAUUGCCAGUGCAGCCAAUGCCAUCGUAUAAUGGUGAAGGCUUAAGUUUUUCUUUUUCCCAUUUUCCAAUCUUUGUGCUCAAAUGGAAUUUUGGA